Molecule: messenger RNA, 1518 nt
Organism: Gregarina niphandrodes
Lineage: Eukaryota; Apicomplexa; Conoidasida; Eugregarinorida; Gregarinidae
Product: DENN (AEX-3) domain protein
Exons: 1
Coding region: 1-1518 (505 amino acids)
Source: RefSeq, a predicted model, not a curated record
AUGUCCAAGAAUCAAGUGGUAAGCGUUGGAUAUUAUGCAGAGUUGUUUUUCCAGACGGAGAAACAGGUUCAAUGGUCGACGUAUUAUUAUUAUGUAUUGGUAACCGAGACUCCUAGACACCGUUGGUCGGAGGAGGUGCUUCAGUUGUUUCGAGAUCUGAGUCGCCGGACGGAUGGCGGUGGAGGGGGUCGUAGCGAAGGCGGUCGGAGUCUGGCGUCGAGUACGUCUGAAGCUGCAGCGAAGCCUGCGGGUGGCCUUAGUGAGACGUUGGAGAAGUUGGGAGUAACUGUGCUUCCAUGGGCGCGGCGCACCACGAGCGGAUUACGGUUGACCCGGCUGCAGGAAUUUCUGUCAGGUCAGAUCACGAAGGCCAAAUUGCUGAAGCUCAAGGACUACGUUGAGGUGGUGGCCGGGUGGCAACCGGCGGUAUUGCCUCUGCAGAUAACGCAGAGCUCGCGCGCCCUAUUAGUCAUCCUCCACCACGGGGACGACAGGGCCAGUAUCGCGUACAUUGACAACUACAUGCAACCGGGAUCUGCUGAGCAGAAGCAGCGUGCGCGAAGCUUGCUGGACACCACGCAAUGGACCCCUUACGUCAGUGAGUACUGCCGGGGCGUCUUCUCCCAGCACGAGGCGAUUCUGCACAACUGCGAGGUCCUUUACACCAACCUACUCGCCUCAACGAUCCCGAGUCCGCUCCUCGGCUGGGUCCAUAUCUGCAUGCUGCUCGAGGCCAAGUUCGUCGUCAGCUCAGGCUCCGUCUUUACACGCGGUGCAGUCUCCAACCUACUCAACGACUUGGUCCAUCCUUACCAGUGGCUCCACACCUGGAUACCCGUGCUGCCUUCAACCGUCAAAGCGGUCGACAUGAUGGAGUCUCCAGUACCCUACAUCAUCGGGGUCAACAGACUAUCCACUCUACCCGAGGGACCACCCCAGCAUUCUUUCAGUCCCGCUACCAACCGUGUGGGGAAUCAAACCACCAACCAAGCGGGACAAGCCCCGCCAGGCCAAGCCUCAGCCAGCCACACGUCGGCCGGCCCGACCAUGGCCCUGGGAGGUCAGUCUUUUGUGAGUCAGCCGAAAGCAAAAUGUCCUUUCCUUAAGUGCACGGCCUGUGAGACUCACAUUAGGAAGGGGGAGCAGAGUCGCAAAGUCAGCAACAGAUGCGCGUAUCAUUUAAUACAGAGACUGCUGGUCAACUCGGUGGCUAGUCUCGGGGAGUACUCUCUGGAAAAUUACGACGAGACGGAUGCUUGUGAAAGUCCUGCCGCAGUCACUCCUCUGAACUUCAGAGACGAGGACGACCCGAUCGCCACUCCUGCGUUCACUCCCAACACAAACCGGUCCACGUUUUCUACCACCGCUUCUCAUGCUACCACGCAAGGAUAUUACAACUGCCCGGGAACUGUCGCCGUAAACAUAGACAACAUGAUCAGCUCUCCCCGGUCGCCCGUCGACAACGACUUGUACGUCAAGGCACGGUGUGAUCAACCACUGGUAGUCCACUUUCACUAA